AUGAAUAAUUUGGAAACAGAAAAUUAUACCAAGAUCACCCACUUCAUCCUGGUCGGGGUUUCAGGGCAGCCCCUGCUCCAGAUCAUCCUCUUCCUCCUGGGCCUGACCAUGUACCUCAUCACUGUCAUUGGGAACAGCCUCAUCAUUGUCCUCAUCAUACUAGACUCUCGCCUUCACACGCCCAUGUACUUCUUCCUCAGCAAUCUGUCUCUCCUCGACAUCUGUGGUUCAACAAGCACAGCACCCCAGUCCCUCAUCAACUGCUUACAAGACUAUCCCAGCAUCUCCUACAAUGCUUGCUAUGCCGAAAUGGGGAUCUCCAUGUGCUUAGCUGUAACCGAGUGCUUUCUCCUUUCCAUCAUGGCCUAUGAUCGGUUCGUAGCCAUUUCAAGCCCCUUGCGCUAUAUGUUGAUAAUGAACAAGACAGUCUGUCUCAGCCUGGCUGUGGCUUCCUGGAUCAUUGCCUUCUUGACCUCCAUCAUCCCAAUGCUGGUGAUGCCUGUGAGCUUUUGUGGCCAAAAUGUGGUCAAUCACUUUGCUUGUGAGAUGCAGGCUGUGCUGAAACUGGUCUGCUCUGAUACAUCGACCAGUUUGACCCUGGUGUUCAUUGGCUCUGUCUUCACCCUUAUCCUUCCCUUUGGCUUCAUCAUCGUCUCAUACCUCCGCAUCCUCAUCGCGGUCCUAAAAAUCCGCUCAGUAGAGGGACGACUCAAAGCCUUUUCCACCUGUGGCUCCCACCUAACGGUAGUAACUAUAUACUAUGGGACUCUCAUUUACAUGUAUGCAAAACCCCAGUCAAAAGAAUCUGAGGACAAAGACAAGAUCAUCUCCAUAUUUUAUGGAGCUGUGACACCUAUGCUAAAUCCUCUCAUUUACACGCUGAGAAACAAGGAUGUAAAAGGGGCCCUAAAGAAAAUAAUGGGAAAAUCAAAAGCCUGA
This is a messenger RNA of Dromiciops gliroides (monito del monte), 939 nucleotides long. Its product is annotated as olfactory receptor 13H1-like. Lineage: Eukaryota; Metazoa; Chordata; Mammalia; Microbiotheria; Microbiotheriidae. The record is from RefSeq and is a predicted model, not a curated record. The transcript has a single exon. Gene Ontology annotation, biological process: G protein-coupled receptor signaling pathway. Gene Ontology annotation, molecular function: olfactory receptor activity; G protein-coupled receptor activity. The coding region runs from base 1 to 939 and encodes 312 amino acids. Gene Ontology annotation, cellular component: membrane.